CUUCACUUGAUCUUUUCUCUCGUCAAUCCCUAACCAUUAUCUUCCCUCAUCUCUCCCCGUUCCCCCCUUCCUCUGUCCGCUGCGAUGACCGUCAAUUUCAUGCAGGGUUUACUUGCCCUGCUCAUGCAGACACUUUCGAACGACACCGCACAACUGAAAGCUGCGACUGCUCAGCUGAAACAAGGGUAUUACAAGAAUCCUGAGUGUAUUCCUGCGCUCGCGAAUAUCAUCGCCAAUUCGGAGGAACAAGCUAUCCGCCAACUUGCGGCCGUGGAGUUAAGAAAACGCAUCGAUUACGAUAGCGGCAAGAUGUGGAUGCUCGUUUCCCAGACAGAGCGUGAACAGCUGAAGGCCAGCUUCCCAGAGCUCAUUUUAAAAGAACAGAGUACCCUUGUCAGGCAUUCUGCCGCGCGCGUCUUAGCCGCCAUCUCAUCAAUUGAAGUCCCUGCAGGUAACUGGCCGCAGCUUCUGCCCAUUCUCCACCAGGCCUGCACCUCUCCUGUGGCUUCUCACCGCGAAGUCGGCACAUUCAUGCUAUAUUCCGUGCUCGAGAACAUCUGCGAAGGUUUCCAAACUCACCUUGUAGAGCUCUUCAAGCUUUUUGGGCGAACCAUAAAUGACCUGGAAUCUAUCGAAGUUCGCAUCACCACAGUCAGGGCACUGGGUGUUAUCGCCCAGUACAUCGAUGCUGAUGACAAGCAGGAGCUCGCCAUGUAUCAGGCUCUCCUUCCCUCCAUAAUCCAAGUCAUCGGCCAGACAGUCGAGACUGGCAAUGACGGCGGAGCCCGUCAUCUCUUCGAUGUUCUGGAGACCCUUCUCAUCCUUGAGGUUCCCAUCCUUAGCAAAAACAUACCCGACCUUGUCAAUUUCCUUCUCCAAUGUGGAGGCAAUCGCAACUUCGAAGCUGACCUGAGAGUUCUAGCUCUUAACGCAUUGAACUGGACUGUCCAGUACAAGAAAUCAAAGGUCCAGAGCGCGGGUCUCGCUCCUGUAAUGCUGGAGCAUCUCAUGCCUAUUACGACUGAGGAAGAGCCUGAGGAUGUAGACGACGAGGCGCCUUCUCGGUCCGCUCUUCGGAUUAUCGAUGGGCUUUCUUCCAACUUGCCACCCACCCAAGUCUUCCCAUUCCUGCGAAACCUCAUUGUGCAAUAUUUCUCCUCGGCCGACGCUGCUCAGAGGCGAGGUGCCAUGUUGGCUCUCGGCGUUGCCGUUGAGGGUUGCAGUGAAUUCAUGGGAGCUCAGAUGGGUCAAGUCUGGCCCAUGAUCGAAGUGGGUUUGCAAGAUAACGAUGCUGGUGUUAGGAAAGCCACCUGUGCGGCUGUCAGUUGCCUCUGUGAAUGGCUUGAGGACGAGUGUGUUGCGAAGCACGCCAUGCUCGUUCCCGCUAUAAUGAACCUCAUCAAUGACGAGCCCACCCAGCGUUCAGCCUGCGGAGCUCUUGACACUCUUCUUGAGAUCUUACACGAUGUUAUCGAUCAAUAUCUUCACCUUAUCAUGGAACGUCUUGCUGGUCUCCUGGAGACAGCGCCUCUUCCCGUUAAAGCCGUCGUCACUGGUGCCAUCGGAAGUGCAGCUCAUGCAUCCAGGGAACGUUUCCUCCCCUACUUCGAGCACACUAUGUCACGCCUGCAACACUUCCUUGUUCUCACCGGCGAGGGAGAGGAGACCGAACUUCGAGGCAUCACAAUGGAUGCUAUUGGAACGUUUGCCGAAGCUGUUGGCAAAGAUCGUUUCCGGCCUUACUUCCCUGAUAUGAUGAAGCAAGCCUUCCAAGGAAUUGAGAUGGAGAGUGCUCGCUUAAGAGAAUGCAGCUUUUUAUUCUUUGGUGUUAUGGCGAGAGUAUUCGGCGAAGAAUUUGCCCCUUAUCUACCUAACGUUGUUCCUCCCUUGCUGCAGAGUUGCAAACAGGACGAAGGUGGAACAGAGUUUUCUGUAUCUGACGCUGUUGCGGCGUUUGACUCUGGUUCUUCUCCUUCCAAUGCCAUCACAAUCUCUGAUGACGAUGGUCAUGGUGCAGAUGGUGUUGAGUUGGAUAAUCUCGAUCUCAAUAAGAUGAUGGACGUCAACAGUGCUAUUGCUGUUGAGAAAGAGAUUGCCGCCGACACUAUUGGCACUCUUUUCGCUUCCACCAAGCAUCAUUUCUUCCCUUACGUUGAGCCCUGCUCCUUGGAACUCACUGAACUCCUCAACCACUACUAUGAGGGCAUCAGGAAGAGCGCGAUGGACUCCUUGCUUGAGAUCGUUAGGACCUUCUAUGAUUUGAGCGAUCACCAAGAUUGGGUUGCCGGCAAAGUUGUGCAAGUGCCUGUUCAGAGCACCGUGCGGGACCUCAUUAACCACGUCGUCCCCCAUUUAUUGGACAUGUACCAGACCGAAGAUAACAAGUCUGUUGUAUCUUCGCUAUGUGUUGGCUUCGCAGAAACUUUGAACAAGAUUGGUCCCGCGUUUGUCGAUGGCUACCUCGAUCGCGUUUCCGAGAUCGCUGUUCAAAUUCUUGGGCAAAAGGCGUUCUGUCAACAGGAUCCUGACCAGGAUGAAAGUGAAGAAGCCCCCGAAGAUCAGGCUGAGUAUGAUUCUGUCUUGAUUUCUUCUGCAGGAGACCUUGUGUCCGCUUUGGCUAAUGUCUUGGGUGCUGAUUUUGCUCCUGCUUUCGGCACAUAUUUCCCUCUCAUCUCCAAAUUCUACAAAAAAGGCCGUUCGCUUAGCGAUCGCUCAUCUGCAAUUGGUUGCUUGGCCGAAAUUAUUGCGGGCAUGAAAGAGUCAGUUACGCCGUCCUCAGAACCCCUUCUUGAACUCUUCUACCGCGCUUUAAGCGACGAAGAGCCCGAAGUUCUUAGUAAUGCAGCAUUUGGUAUUGGAUUGCUUGUCGAACAUUCUCAGAUGGACUUGUCACCACAAUAUCUUCAUGUCCUCGCUGCCCUUCAACCUCUCUUCGUCGUCCUUCCUGACAGUCCGGCAGCCCGCCUUAAUGCCAAGGAUAACGCGGCUGGCGCUGUUGCGCGUCUCAUCGUGCGCAAUACCACUGCUCUCCCCUUGGACCAAGUUCUUCCCGUAUGGCUCAAUGCGCUGCCACUGAAGAACGACUUCCUUGAGAACCGCCCUGUGUUCCGCGCCAUCUUCCACCUCUUCCGGACCAACUCCAGUGUCCUCCUACCUCACCUUGAUAGCCUCUUACAGGAAUUCGCUGUUGUCCUUGACCCAAGUCAGCCUGACCAGGUUGGGGAUGAGGUCCGGGCAGAGCUGAUUCAACUCAUAGCUAUGUUAAACCAGGAGGACCCGGCGAAGAUACAAGCAGCGGGGUUAGCUGUUUUUGUACCAGGUGCUUGAGAUGAUUCUAAUUUCAUAUCACGUUAUAUUCCUUGAUGACAUUUACUAGUUACGGAUCCAUUUGCAUACGACGCAUGUUUUUCUUGUUUUCUUUCAUCGUUUCUUAGAGUAGCAUGUUAUAUUUUGGUUACUAAUGUUAAGUUCUUCGGUGACCUAGGUACCACUGCAUGACGAAAGCGUUGGAAACGGACGCGUUGUUGGUGCGUGUUGAUCAGUGUGUUCCUCCCGACUUUCAAGGAUAAGGAGGACCACGGGGUUCAACCUGGGUGGGUGGGAUCGUGGGCAUUGGAUUAUUGAACAAGAAUG
Guyanagaster necrorhizus is the source of this 3633-nucleotide messenger RNA. Its product is annotated as ARM repeat-containing protein. Lineage: Eukaryota; Fungi; Basidiomycota; Agaricomycetes; Agaricales; Physalacriaceae. Gene Ontology annotation, biological process: protein import into nucleus. The coding region runs from base 85 to 3327 and encodes 1080 amino acids. Gene Ontology annotation, molecular function: small GTPase binding. The transcript is spliced from 16 exons. The record is from RefSeq and is a predicted model, not a curated record.